ACUCUUGCAAGGAUAAACGUUCCAACACCACAGAGAAAUGGCUUCUCCAGUACUGAAACUUUUGAGCACAGAGAUGGAAACCUUAGCUCUAUUCACGUUCUCAGUACUGCUCCUUUCAGCAGUACUGUGGGUUUAUGCGAAGUUUAAAACCAAGAAAGCCCCGCCAUUGCCACCGGGGCCGCUCGGCUUCCCCGUGGUGGGAUACUUGCCUUUUCUCCGCCCCAAUUUACACCACCACUUCACAGACCUCGCCCAAAAGUACGGCCCCAUCUUCAAGCUCCAACUUGGGAGGCGCCUUGUUGUGGUAGUCAACUCACCCUCCAUUGCCAAAGAGGUGGUACGCGAUCACGACGCUGUUUUCGCUAACCGCGACCCGCCGAUAGCAGGAAUUAUCGGCACGUAUGGCGGCCGUGAUAUUCUCUGGUCCCCAAACGGCACCUACUGGCGCGACAUCCGCAAGGUGUUUGUACGGGAGAUGCUGAGCAGCGCCAACCUCCGAGCGUGCUACGAGCACCGGAGAGAAGAGGUUAGAAAGGCCAUUAAAAGUGUGAAAUCGAAGAUAGGUGAGCCUGUCAACAUUGGGGAAUUGGCUUCUUCGACUGUAAUAAAUGUUGUGACGAGAAUGAUCUGGGGAAGUACGUUGGGAUCUGAUGAAGCAAAGAAUGAAGAAAUUGGAGGAGAGUUUAGGGAGUUAAUGGGGGAGUUUGUGGGUAUGCUGGGCGAGCCUAAUAUCUCUGAUUUCUUCCCCUGGCUUGCUAGAUUCGAUUUGCAGGGGAUAAAGGCAAAGAUGGAGGUUAUGAGAAAUGCUGUGGACAAUAUUUUGGAACCCAUCAUUAAGGAAGGUGUAAGGAUAGUUUCUGAGAAAUCUAGGAGUGUGAGCAAGGCAAAGGGUGACGAAAAGAAGGAUUUUCUGCAGAUCCUUUUAGAGCUGAAGGAGCGUGAUGACGCUGGGAGAUCAUUGGAUGUCCAAGCAAUCAAGGCAUUGUUGCUGGAUAUUGUGAUAGGGGGGACAGACACCACAGCCACAAUGGUGGAGUGGGUUAUGACAAUAUUACUUGAUACUCCAGAGAUAAUGAAAAAGGUCCAGAAGGAAUUAGAGGAGAUUGUAGGAAUAAACAAUAUUGUUGAAGAGGUCCAUCUACCAAAACUCAGCUAUUUGGAUGCAGUUGUGAAGGAGACAUUCCGUUUAUUCCCAGCAUUACCAUUUCUAGUCCCCAGGUGCCCAACUCAAACUACACAAGUUGGCCGAUACACAAUUCCUAAGGGCACUAGAGUCUUUCUGAAUAUGUAUGCAAUACAUAGAGACCCUCAACUUUGGGACAAUCCUAUGGAGUUUAGGCCUGAAAGGUUCCUUAACCAAACUUCUAGUGUAGAUUAUACAGGCAAUGAUCAUAGGUUUUUGCCAUUUGGAUCUGGAAGGAGAAUUUGUGCCGGCAUUUCCUUGGCAGAGAAAAUGCUUAUUUAUAUUUUGAGUUCAUUGUUGCAUUCCUUUGACUGGCAUCUUCCUAAAGGUGAAAAUCUUGACCUAUCUGAUAAAUUUGGAAUAGUCACUAAGAAAAAUGUUUCCUUGAUUAUUGUGCCAGCAAUGAGGUUAUCUAAAUCCGAGCUUUAUCAAUAAUCUUAUAGAAAUAUGCCUUUUAUGUAAAUAGCAUAAUGGGGUGCCAAGUGCCAUCAUCUAUGUUUGUAUGUGAUGGAUACCCCUAGUAGGGUACCCAGUCAGGUGUGCCCCUAGGCGGUCAGGAGAUCGCGACCUGAUUACUUAAAGAAUUGGGAGGGCCUCGGUAGCCUAUCUCCGGCCCGCCACUUGUUUAGCUCGCCAGUCGGGCCAAUUGAGCAACCAGACUAGGUAUUUGGAGGGGUCUCGACUAGGUGCCGCGCUCAAGGAUGGUGGAAGAAAAUUUGUCGGAGAUUCUUUCUAACUUUGGCGCGAGAAUUUCCUUUUUUAAUAUUAGGAAGCUUAUCUAGUUGAUGGGAAACUUUCGUAAGUUCAAUUUUGUUAAUUUCUUCUUCCUUUCCUUUUUUCAAGGCACAUAAUCUUGUAUAAAUACCCUACGGGGUCACAUUGUAAUGGGUUUUGAGGUUAAUGCAAGCACAAUUACUCUGUCAAA
Molecule: messenger RNA, 2108 nt
Organism: Ipomoea nil (Japanese morning glory)
Lineage: Eukaryota; Viridiplantae; Streptophyta; Magnoliopsida; Solanales; Convolvulaceae
Product: angelicin synthase-like
Exons: 2
Coding region: 38-1618 (526 amino acids)
Molecular function (GO): monooxygenase activity; iron ion binding; heme binding
Source: RefSeq, a predicted model, not a curated record